Messenger RNA from Lutzomyia longipalpis, 6743 nucleotides. RefSeq names its product protein unzipped (gene uzip). Bases 452 to 1909 code for a protein of 485 amino acids. Lineage: Eukaryota; Metazoa; Arthropoda; Insecta; Diptera; Psychodidae. The transcript has 6 exons. The record is from RefSeq and is a predicted model, not a curated record.
AGUUACACUGCGACCGUUGCGAGGUUUGGUUGCGUUCGCGUGCUGUGCGCCCGAAGUAGAGUUUAUCUCAAUAUAUAUUAUACAUAUAUAUUUUUUGGAGUGUGUUUUAUACAAAACAGUAAUACUAUUCAUUUUCUAGCUCGUACUCUCGCAUUUCUGCCAUACAAUCCCUCCCUUUUGAAACAAGUGAAAUUCAAUAUAUUUUAUGGAUGAUUUUUUCUCGCAAUUUACAUUUAAUGAAAAUUAUUUGUGCUGAAUUACAGAAAAAAAAAUCAAAAAUUGUGCUCUGUGGAAUUUUCUGGUGUAUUUGCGUAAAUAAUACCACAAUAUUGGAAUUAAAUAGAACUGUAUAAUAGUGCUUAAUUGCAAAGAGCUGCUGGAAUAUUUGCAGAGCCAUUUUGGUGGAUAUAUAGCGGAAAAAAAUUCGUCAUCAGUAUCCCGCAGAGGGAAGAUGAGACCACUUGUAUAUAUAAUGUGGACACUGGGGGUGGUAAUUGGCACCCUUACAGUUGGCACCAUGGCGUCAUCCAAGAGUGUUCUCACAUUUAAAUUCCUUAGCGGCCAAGUAAGUCAACUCGUUACGUCCAGCACGCUUGUGUGGGAGACUUUCACGGGCGACGCCAGGCAGAUGGAGUUUGCCGUGAAAGGGGGCACGUACACGCGUGAAGAUGAUACGUAUCCCAUUUACGUGUGCCGUGCCCUAAUUGAUGGGAUCUACACCAGUGGGCACACGACCAAGCAUCAAGAGAGAACAGUGUGCACCGUAUCCCAACCAACGGCCAUCAAAACCCACCAUGCCUUUGAUAUUCUCGUGAAUAAGGGUCACGGUGGGAAGCUCACGUGGCGGCCGUGGAGUAAAUUCAGCAGCGGAACACCCACAGGGGCGGUCAGUGCCUCCGGCGGACAUGUGGAAGAUCCCUAUGUUGCCAGGCAUCGAUCAAAGGCCCAUUCGGAAGCUGGUCAUGAGCAUCAUCAUGUAAUCUUAGGCCCUGACUACGAUCUAGGGCGCUUUGACCCAAAGGAACGUCUCGGUAAAGUGAUCGUGAAUCAAGGCGAUCGCGAGGUUGAGUACAACGAUGGUGAGAUAUUAGUUGAAACUGAACCCGUACGCUACGAACUACGACAGAUCAAAAUGGACAAGUGGCGGAAACAGGUGAAUCGGAAUACAACAGAACUCGCCACAACAGUCUUGGCAAAUCUGGAAUCAAUGUCCAAUCUCGUGGAGACGGUCAUAACAUACGACUACGAUCGCGUUGAGUACUGGGGCACGCACGAUGGGAUCGCUCGGGGUCUCGAGACGUCGGUUUAUGAGACGGGAAAAUUCCCAAGUGAAAUUAAUUGGGGACUAAAAGUCACGGAAAAAGUCAUUGAGACCAAGACAGUGAGCACGAUUUUAAUGCCGGGAACUGCAUUGAACGUGACAGUGCGAGGGAAUUACACAAAAAUCGAGGGGCCCUACACGGCCACCCUUGUGGCUUAUUAUGCAGAUAACGACAAUGCCGUCUCCCGCACAAUUAGGGCAGUGCUUCAGAAGGCAGAAAUGCAAGACGUAAAGGUUGAAUUCAGUCCGGUAUACUGGAUUCACAAUCAAACCUUUGUACCUACGACAACAACAACAAGUACCACGACAACUACAACCACGACGACGACGACAACAACGUCAGAAGCCACAACGGCUACCCAGAGCUCAACCAAAGCUAACCAGCGACUCGUACCGGAGGAGCUGGACAAUGAGAUUGCACCAGCGGACGAAAGUCGAGAGAAGGAAGUGAUCCAGAUGAGUAAGAUUGGGGAUAGUGCGCAGGGACGCCAGACCACAUCAAGCUCAUGCAAGGUAGAUUCAAUAGUGUCUGUGAUUGUAGGUUUACCACUACUAAUUGUGGCCCUAGGAUUCUAUGACAGUGAUUAAUCCCCUAAGCCAAGCCCCGAGCAUUGCACAAAUUGUGUAUAAAUUUUAGGAUGAAAGUAACAUUAAUCCAGGUUUAAACUGGUGAGUUAAUUUUUUUCCCUUUAUCUUUAAUACACAGAAGAUCGUCUUCUGUGUAUUAAAAUCUGCUUUGUUUCUCAAUUUACACGGUCAAAGAGCUCAUUUAGAAUCUUUAAAUUAAAAACAAAAUGUAUUUUAAUAUUUUUAAAUCCAAUUUUGAGCUUCAGAGAACAAAACGUGAAUUUUUUAAUAUUUACAAUGCACGACAAUCUAACAUUAAUUUCUCUCCUUAAUUCUCCUCACUUCCCAUGCAUAUUAAACUUUAUUAUUUUAAUGUUAGACAUUAGUUCCUAAAAUUAAUAAUUUGCAAUACAAAAAAAACCGUGUACAUCGAGAAAAUAUUGGUCUGACCUCUCGAGCUUCAGUAGACUUUAAUUUCUUUUUAAAUAUUAUAUUUCUCUCUUUAUUAUUGAAUUUAUUACAUCACUAUUAUUAGACGUAAGAAUGCGAUUCAUUGUUUUUUGUGCAUUAUAAAAUCUAUUAUAAAGAAUUAGUUAGAUGAAAAACCAAAAUGAAUCUCUCAACUAUUCCAUAAAACACUUGCAAAUACAAAAUACCAUUGAAACAUAGGACGCUAGAAAAUAAGAUAAUUAUGUAUAGUAAAUGUAAAAAAUGUAUAUUAAUACGACUCUCAAUUCCUUUUCUUUUUUUCUCUAAAGAAAAAAAAGUCUAUUCUAUUUAAUUAGGAUUUUAGUGCGAAUCCCUUUUGGUACAAAAAAAAAUUCUAAGAUUUAUUUAUUUUUAAAUUUUGAAUUUUAUUUCAUUCAAAUAAACGUUGACGAAUAAAAUAUUUGAAAUAUAAAACAGCCACGUGGAAGAAUGAUGAUUUUUUUCUAAAUAAAAUUUUGUUUUUAGAACUUUAGAUACUGAUUUAAUUAUUUCUACUGAAAAACUAAAUAAAAUUUGAAGAAUUUUCUAUCCUGAGACUUAUAAAUUUUUGGUUUUUCAUUGGUAUAGAAUUUUUAACUUAUACUACUCUCAAAAAGUUUCAAAGUGAGCAAUUUUUGAGGCUUUUUUAAAGACAAAAUUUUGGAUUAGGUGAAACACAGCCGGAAUUGAAUUGAAUUUUGAAUUAUUUUCUUUUCCAUUCUGUCAACUGAAUUUUUUCCUAAAGAUAUCUUCAAUUUUUUAUCAUCCAGAAACUUUUUAAGCGUAGUGUAAUUUGAUACUUAAAUUCUAAUUCUUAAAGUAACUUCAAAGUUAAGAUUCGAUUUUUUUCAGGAGGUUUUUGUGAAGGAAAUUAAAUGAAUUGAAGCCCAAAAUUUGAAUAAACUCUUAUUUUAUUUUAAUGACAUUCAUGUCAUUAAAUGAAGAAGUCAAUCAAAGAGAAGCUUCUCACGAUGUUUUAAAUGCGGUAUGUUAUCAAAUAUUUUAUCCGUCUACUUAAGAAUUACAAACACAUUCAUCAAGAUGGGAUUGAAAAAUGUCUUUUAAUUAGAAAGAAAACUUUCCAAUCAAUUCAAAAUACAUUUUAAUUGAAGAAAUUCUCAAAUUAAUUAUCGGAGAUACUUUAUAUUUAAUCAAAUAGACAUUACCAUUUAAAUAAAAAGAAAAAUAAACUCAUCUCUUAUCGCAAACAUUCCGCGGAAAAUCCCAAUAUAAACUUCGUUUGCUUCUGUGAUGUUUACUUUAAGCAUGCAGAGAUGGCAAACAAUAAGGCGGGAAACCGGCAAUUACUUUGCUAUAAAUUAAUAGAUUUAUUUUGCAACCAAAUUGAAUCUUCAAUUGAACGUUUCAUUUUAUGCAUAUACAAUAAAGAACAUUUCUUUGCGUUAUCUAACACACACGCAUAACCCAUUUGACCCCAAAAAACUUUCUCUCUCAUCGAGGAGCGAGUUAUAGUUUUUUUUUUCAAACAUAACAUCGUGUCCAUCUAUGCGCAUUUUAUAUGUAUUUUAAUUAAUUAUUCAAAUUUAUUCAUUAAAUAAAAUUCACACUAAAGACAUUCCACUAAAAGUUUUGGGUGAAUCUCCAAAAUUAAUAGCUGCUGUAGUUGUGUUGAUAAAAGAACUUUUAAUUUCCAUCCCAGUUAAAUUUAAUUUUAAAGGUUUAUUUUAUGUUUUUUUAGUAGCUCUAUAAAGCCCCCACUCUUUAGAUGCAAAUUAAAGUAAAUUAUAUACAGAUAUAGUCUUUAGUAGAUGGUCUGUAGAGAUUAGAAGAUGCCCAAGAGAUAUUUUUCAAACACUUAGGAAAAAGUAUGAAGAAAAAAAUUCGAACAAAAAAGAAAUAAAUUUGUACAAAAGAGUACAAAGUAGUGAAUGAAAAAAAGAAGCGUUAGCUGAUAGCAAGAAAAUCAUUUUGAGAGAAAAUUCUGUGAGAAAAACUGAGAGCUGUGCUUGUAGAAGAACAUCGCUUUUACAAAUUUUUCCGUAGAUGAGUAAAAGAGGGUCGUCGUGGGGAAAUAUGAAAAGCCCCCCGAGGGGAAAUACAAUAUAUUUAUAUAUCACAAAUGAUGGAAAUUCUUAAUCAAAGAGCAUUAAAUUUUAACAUGGAAAUUGGAUCAGUAAAUUGAAUUUUGGACGAGCUUGAGAUUUUUCUUUUGCAUCCCCCCAUUGAAAUUGAUGACAUUUUACGGGCUUCUUCGUGAAUUAGGGGUGAUGUAAAUAAAAUUGAAUGUUAAAAGUUUACAUUCGUGAGGGGCUGCCAACUAGCGGAAUUUAUAAAGAUUUUGAUAACCCUUCAAAAAUGGCCAAAAAAAGAAAAUAAUUUAUUCAAAUAAAAAAUAUAUCAAUGCAAAUUAAAAGGAAUUUAUCCAAUUUGUAUGGAAAAAUCCUUCACUCGAGGAAACAAUCAGGAUGCAUGUAAUCUUGUAAAGAAUCUAAUAGAAUUCAGAAAAAAAUUGAGACUCUUGCGUCAGCAAAAAAAAAAGCUGACAAAAAUUAGCUUAAAAAUGCAUACCGUGACGUCAUUGUUGUGUUUUCUUGUCUCUUUUUUUUCGGGCAGUCAUAAUGAAAAUAUUCACGCUAAUACUUGACAAAGAAUAUUUAUACUCGUUUUAAGAGAAAAGACAACCUUAUUAUGACGUCAUUGUUUACAUUUUUUGGCAAUUCUUUAUCGGUUUUUCUACUGAUCAGCAAUGUUAACCCUUUAACGUCCAACGUGAAACAUAAAAACAUUGAAACAUGCGCUCUUUUAUCGCGAUUUUUAUUCUAUGAAUUUUUUUAGAGGACUUUUCUCACUCAGAAUGUCUUCUUUGACCCCUUAUGCGUGAAUUUGAUGUAUUUGUAACAUGGAAAAACAAUUACAUUCAUAAAUAAUUGAAGAAAUAAAAUGUUUCACGUUUGGGUCAGCGUAUGACCCAAAAAACCUUAAAGGGUUAAAUGAGAAAAAUCUCUUUGCUGAUUUUUAAAUCAUUUUUGAUCGUCUUUUACAAGAUUACACUUUUUUUGGAUUGUUUCCUCGAGUUUUGAGUUCCCAUACAGAAAUGAGUAACCUCCUUUAUUUCAAGUUAACUUUACCCUAAAAACAUUUUGGUUUUGAUUUUACAUAAUCGGUUGGAAAUUGCCGUGGAAUCAUAGAGUUUAAAUUAAGUUGGUUUAAUCUGUUGAAAACCAGAUCACGCCUGGUUUAUUCUGUUUUAACCGAUGAAUGAUGAAUUUAUGCAAAUUAUGAGAUUUUACCAUCCUUGAACUAUAGAAAUAUGUCAAGAUAAAUUAAAAAUCAUUGACACUGAAAAUCUAUGAAGAAAAUCAUUAAAUUCCUCGAAAUGGUCUAAACUUCAGGCUCAAUCUGGAAAAAGUGGCUUGAAAAUCAUUCUUAUAAAUCAACAUUAUUCCAUAUUAGCUGGCAACCCCUUGAGAUGUAAAAGAAUUCAGCAAUAGAUCGGUUUCCGUUUAAAAACAAUAAAAUCAUACACUUCUAACUGACUUAUUACCACAAUAUUUUAUACAAGACAAUGUAAGAAGUAAAAUAUUAAACAUAAAUAUUAAAUGAGAUAUAUACCAAAAGUCAUAUAAUGCAUAUUUAUGUGGUUAAGAGGUGGAUCAUAUAUAUUUGCUUUCAAACAAAACAAACAAAAAAAUGUACUCACAGCAAGAUGAAGAAUUGCCUUUAAGAAAGUAACGUUUUAAGACAUUUAAAAAAAAGCUAUUAAGAAAAAAAAUAUGCAAAAUAGAUGCGGGAAUUGAAAUGCGUGCGCUUUGGGGUGGGAAGUAAAUGUGCUUGCAACGAUGGAAGGACGUCUUUUUCUCCAUAAUAAUGUGUGUCACAAAAAUAUUGUUUGUAAAUAAAAUUGCAAAAGUUAAAAAGAAAAAUUGCCUAAAAAUAGAAGAUAAAUGUGUAAAUAUUUAAUGCAAAAAAAAUUAAGAAAUUAAGUGUUAAUUGACUUUUCUUUUUAUCAAUUUGCAUUCAAUCGCCCGAAGAUUGUAUUAUGAUUCAUUUUAAUGUAAAAUGAGUCAGACGGAGGAAUGAAAAAUUAGUGGAUAAGAAGUGAAUAAUGAAGUGAUGAAAAAGAAGAGAAAAUAUUUUUGUAAGGAAUUUUUUGAUGCCCUUAUUGAAGAAAAAAAAAUAAUCAUCCCUCUGGAACAAAAACUAAAACAAAAAUUAAAGUCCAAGAAGGGUAGAAAAUUUCUUGUCUAUCUCUCUUCAUUUUUCGAAAAUUUAUUCCCCAACACAUACACACUUUAUUAUUACAAAUUAAACUAAUUAAUUUUGUAACAAGAAAAAAUGUAAAUGUAAAUAUAUUUCAAUGUCAUAAAUAAGAAGAUGAAAGAAAAAUGGAACAAGAUGCAGAAAUAUAUAAAAGAUAAAUGAAAAA